AUGGAUGUCCUUGAUCACAUGCUGACAGACCCCCUGGACUCAGAAAAGGCCAAUGAUGGGCGCAUCACUGAAGAGUGCAUGUUGGGAGACUGUCGAGUGAGCCUUCCAGAAGACCUACUAGAAGAUCCUGAAAUCUUCUUCUCUGUGCUGAGUGAAGGCACAUGGUCUAAAGUACUGACAGAUGAACAGAGGCAGCAUCUCCGUCAACUGUUACCACACUUUCCCGACGACAACACUAGUGAGCAGGACCGCACCAUCAGCGACCUCUUCAACAACCAGAACUUCUGCUUCGGAAACCCCUUGCACCUUGCACAGAAACUGUUCAGAGAUGGCCAUUUUAAUCCAGAAGUGGUCAAGUACAGACAUCUGUGUGCCAAGUCCCAGAAAAAACGUCAGCUCUACUCCUUUCAGCAGUACUACCACAAACUCCUCAAACAGAUCCUGGUCUCUAGAAAGGAACUACUGGAGUUGGCAGUCCACAGUGGCCCUAACAUCGCGGUGAAGAGAAAGUACCCCACCCAGAUGCCUGGUGAGAUGCAGGAACAGAGGGUGAGAGGAAGAGUGUGCCGGAUACUAAGGGAAGUUAAAACGGACUGUGGAGACCGAUAUGCCUCAUCUGACGAUGAUGGUACAGCCACUUCGCUGCCAACACCUCAGUCUCCUUCCUCUCCCACACCUACUGUCUUUGUCAGGGUUCUGCCCAGUCUCUCCACCCAGGACAUGAAGACCACAGAUAAGCCAGAGCUGGGAGAGAAGGACAUGAGAGCCAUGCUACGGAGACAUAGAGAGAAGGGGAGACGGCAACCGGAUCAUCCAGAUUUGAUGACCUCAGACAUCCACCUGGGCGACAUGAUGUCUAGAGUGAACAUAGGUCGUAAAGGCGCCAUGAUGGCACUGUUUGACCUGGCUCUGCCCAAGAGGAAGAUGAGGGAGGAGGGGAGAAAGAAGAAGAUGAGGACAAUUAAAGUGGAGUCUGAGGAUCCCUGCGAGGCUCUGAUGCCUUCAGAAGCACCAGCUCCAUCCCUUAACAUCACAGGUGCUCUGACACAUCAGUCACUCCACUGCCCAGUGUCAAGGAAGAGUGAGCCGAUGGAGGAGGUGCAGAACAGGCCUGUCAUGGUGGAGGAGAUUGCUGUGAGCUUCUUCAACCUGCUGGAGAAUAUCCUGAGACUAGAGGGGCUCGCCAGCGCAGCCAUGUUGGAGGAGAAGGUCCAACGGUGGCAGACAUCUCCAGCUAGUUCCCUGAACCCCUGGUUCUCCUCGGCCUCCUGCUGGUCAGAGAUGGUGCUGCCGGCACUGCACUUCCUGGCUGGGGAGAGUAAAGUUCAUAUGAUGGUUAUUCCCAGUGGCUUCACCCCCUAUGUGGCGUUCAGGGAAAGCUCACAGCAAUGGAAAUGGAUUAGUCCCAGUCCGGAUGGAGAGAAGGAUUUGAGUGCUCUGUGUCAGCUGUGGGUCGACUCCAAGGACUUGGUUGUGGUCAAGACAGAAUGUGAAGAACCAACAGAGAUGACUUCUCCCACCCCUAGAGUUUGGACAAACUAUGUGGUGCGGGCCAGCACUGGAGACCAGAGGCAUGUUUUUCAAGUGCAGGAGCAGCAUAGGUAUGACCAGCCACACAAAGCCUUCACCUUCAGAAUGCAUGGCUUUGAGUCUGUGGUGGGGCCUGUUAAGGGGGUCUUUGACAAGGAGAUGUCUCUUAACAAGGCCAGAGAGCACACUCUUCUGCGCUCAGACCGCCCAGCCUAUGUCACCAUCCUCUCCCUGGUGCGGGACGCAGCAGCCCGGCUGCCCAACGGAGAGGGGACCAGGGCUGAGAUCUGUGAGCUGCUCAAGGACUCUCAAUUCCUGGCACCAGAUGUCACCAGUGCUCAGGUGAACACGGUUGUGAGUGGGGCUCUGGACAGGCUGCACUAUGAGAAGGACCCCUGUGUAAAGUAUGACAUCGGCCACAAGCUGUGGAUCUACCUGCACCGCGACCGCGGUCAGGAGGAGUUUGAGAAAAUUCACCAGGCUCAAGCUGCUGCUGCCAAGGCCAGAAAGACACUGCAGCAGAAACCUAAACCUGCAUCCAAGCCUAAGUCUGGCAGUAAGGAGGGCAGUGGUAAGACCUCUGGAGGCCUGGAAGCAGGUGAUAUGGGAGGUCCCAUGUCCCCAACUCCCACCACCCCUGGAACCCCCAAAUCACCCCUCGCCCCUGUAGCCACAACCCCCACUAAAGCUGGGAUGCCAGAUUCAGUCAAGACCAGUCCUGGUGUUCUCUUAGUGUCUCCUCCCCACAUGCCCCAGCUGGGGACCCUGUUGUCCAGCAGCCAGUCUGGCCCACAGGUCUCUCAGCCAGCUACCUCCCAUUACUCAGCCAGGGUAGUGGGCCACCAGUCAGGCUCUCUGCCUCAGGUAAGAGUGGUCUCAGCCCAGACAGCAAUAGGACAGCAGGACACGCUGGUGCACCAGACCCCUCAUCAGAUCAGAGUGCCAGUCACCAUGGGCGCCACACAGGUGGCCAUCACAGGCCAGAUGGGCAUGAAGGCUCAAGGUGGAGCAGGAAUUCCAAUAACCGAUACGAAUCUCCGCAUCCAAGGCAAAGAUGUGCUCCGCCUGCCCCCUUCCUCCAUCACCACAGACUCUAAAGGACAGACGGUGCUUCGGAUCACACCUGACAUGAUGGCCACCCUCACCAAGUGCCCCGUCACCACCGUCAAACUCACCCCCGACAUGUUAGGCACUGCCACUACCAAGAGCAUAUCUGCUACUCUUCGUGUGACCCCACCCCACCACUCCUCCAGCCCAACCUCCUCCUCGGGUGAAGUUCUGACCAGCAAGGCCUCCACUGGCACCACCACCCUGUUGAAGGCUGCAGGGGACACUAUCUGUCUGAUGCCCACCCUGGCAGUCACUAUGGCCGAGCAGAAGACCAGAACCUUCUCCACCGUCUCCUCGUCUGACUCGAAGUGUGGCACCACCAUACGGAUCAUGCCCGGCCUCGGGGUCAUCCCACAGAAACAGGGUCAAACCAUCACCAUGACAACCACCACUGGCAGCAAACCAGUCUCCACUGGGGCCGCGACUGUCACCAUAGCCACCAGUGGAGUGGCCUCAGGCUGUCUGACUCUGGGAACAGCCACAGCUACUGUCUGCCAGGUCCCUGUCACAGCCACAGUGGUGUCCACACAACCAGGGAAGUUACCAGCUCGGAUCACAGUGCCUCUGUCUGUCCUCAGCCAACCACUGAAAAGCAAGAGUGUAAUGACCACACCCAUAAUGAAAGGAAACAUCAGUACGAAUCUGGGCAGGAACAUCAUCCUCACCAACAUGCCUGCAGGAACCAAGCUGAUAGCUGGGAAUAAGCCAGUCAGCUUUGUCACGGCGCAACAGUUACAGCAGCUGCAGCAACAGGGCCAGGCCACACAGGUGUGCAUCCAGACGGUACCAGCCCAGCAGCUCCAGCAGCGCUCUGCAGCAGGCUUCCCCAAGUCUGUGUCCACUGUCAUAGUCACCACCACACACUCACCCAAAUUAACCCCUGCCCCACCACCACCGGCACAGUGAGACGCAAUCCCAGAGCCUGCUACUGCUCUGUGCAGUACUACAACCUGUGCUUCAGAGGCAAGUGAUGCUAGGGGGCCGUAGCGCAUCUCUGCUCUCUCAAUGUUUGGGAGGACAUUGAUGUCUGGAGAGUUUGCAGUAGAUGAACAGAGGAAUAAUCCCAGGACAGCAUGUACCGUUUAGAGACAUUGGUUUCAGAAAAUAUUAAUACCCCUUGACUUAUUCCACAUUUUGUUGUUACAACCUGAAUUCAAAAUGGAUUAAAUA
This is a messenger RNA of Coregonus clupeaformis (lake whitefish), 3810 nucleotides long. Its product is annotated as nuclear factor related to kappa-B-binding protein-like. Gene Ontology annotation, cellular component: Ino80 complex. The transcript has 24 exons. Lineage: Eukaryota; Metazoa; Chordata; Actinopteri; Salmoniformes; Salmonidae. Bases 1 to 3546 code for a protein of 1181 amino acids. Gene Ontology annotation, molecular function: protease binding. The record is from RefSeq and is a predicted model, not a curated record.